AUGAUAACCGGAGAUGGAAAUGAUAACACAAUUUGUAAUUCACACAUUCUUAUAAGAUUAAUCACUUGGAUCAUUGAUAUGGAUGAACAUGAUCAGCCUUGGAUUUCAGAGGAGAUAUGCAAAAUAUGCACCGAAGGCUUAUUAAGCAAACAAUUAGCAGCUGAAAGCAAGAUUAUUGUUGCUGUGUGUGAAGUCCUUGGUCAUCCAGAUAAACUAUCAAUAAAUGCAGCGAUUGAGUUAAUAAAGUUAUUAGAAAGUUUAGCAUUGCAUUCAAUUACAACACAUGAAUUAAAAAUGCUAUUUUUACUUUUGCGGCCGGAACUUGAGUUGCCAUAUUAUAAGAAUCUUUUACAAGCAGUUGCUACAAUUUUUCGUAAUCAAAAAUUGAUCUGCAGGAGUUAUAUUGAUAUGCAGGGAGAAACAGAUGGUUUAAGGGUACCAGAAAUUAGAAAAUGGGCAGGAUGUUCCUACGGCUUUAGCUUUCACUGUUGGAUUCGAUUAGAUCCUCUUUCAGACUUGGAUGGGCAAAAUUUUCGGAGGCAAUUAUUCAAUUUGAUUACGCCUCAAGGUACCGGCAUGGAAGUUUUUGUGCAGCGCGACGGUUCUCUAGUCACCGCCAUUUCACUACGACGCGAAUUUUUAACCGCCGCGGUAAACGCCAGUUCCAUUGGCAGUCCUGGUGGUUUAGCUGAUGGUAAAUGGCAUUCCGUCACUGUGUGCUUGGCACCACCCAGGCGGCCGUUUGCACACAACAACGUCACGAUAUAUGUUGAUGGGACGCAGAAGUUGGCAGUUAGCAUGAAAUUCACUGCAUUUGCUGAGCCAUUUUCUUACUGCACAAUUGGUUCAGUUGUGCAAAGAAUUUCUGGUAAUCAGCAGCAAAAUAAUUCUACUGCAACCAAAACAGAUGCUCCUGAAAAAGGAUUAGUGCCAAAUAUUAUUGAAAAAACAUUUUUGCCAUCACUAAUUUCACAAGUACCAAAUUAUUUUACAAUGCCACUUAGAACAAAAACUACACUAGAUCCCCAUGUGAGAAGUUUUCCUUCUGGUAUGCAAGAUUCUGUGUGGGGAAUCCCUUGUUGUUUGAAGGGACAAUUAGGUUUAGCUUGUUUAUUACAGGAGCCAGUAACAAUGUCCCAAGCAAAAACACUUUUUGAAGCAGGACCGUCAUUUCGUAUGCUGCUGGCAAACGACGAGCUUAGUGAAGGUUCUGAUCUCUUGAAUCGCUUAAUAUUUUGCUUUUCUCCUACUGCUUGCUGGGAUAAUCUUUGCAUUGAUCUUGCACCGGCACACAAAUAUAAUGGACAUGUUGUGGCCAAGAUAUGUCAUACCCAACACAUUCAAGAUGUUUUAAAUGGCAUUGGGGGCAUCCAUAGUUUAUUGCCAUUCCUAGAGUUUGCUGGCCAUGUGAAGGAUCAAGAUAGAAACAUUAUGCAUUUAAUUUCUCAUAUGUCUAGUAGUACUCUUAAACAAAGUCCUAAUUCUCCUGAUGAUAUGGUAGAAUGGGAAAUACUUCCGUCCAGUGCUAGUAUGGAUCACAAACUUGAUCAGACUCCAAUUGCAAUGUUUUUAGGGUUUUUUCGAAAUGUAUUAGCAUCACACACACUAAAUCAAGAACAAUUACUACAAAAUGAAGGUAUUCCAAUAAUUGGAGCAUUAUUAUUACAAUGUGAUUCAUCAUUGAUAGAUGUUAAUGUAUUAAUGGCCGUCCAGUUAUUAAUUGAAAGUUGCAAAGCCAACGAAAAUUCAGUAUUACUUAAAACUUUUUAUCAAAUGGUUGUGUUUAAUUUUAAAAUAUGGUCGAGAAGUGCUUUUCAUAUAAGAAUUGGGCACAUACAGUAUAUUUCGACAAUAAUUAAAGAAGAUAGAAAAUAUUUUCGGAAGAAGUUUGGAAUUCAGUUCUUUUUGGAUGUGAUCAGAGAGUUUUUUGUGAGCUAUGAGAAUUUAAGUGCUGAUGAUGCAAAGACGAUAAGAGUUUCAUUACUGGGAAUUGUUAAAUUUUAUAUUGCUAAAGAAGUCAAUGUUAAGGAGGUGAAAGCAAUUUUGAAUUAUUUAUCAUCUGUAAGGGAAGAAUGUCUGUUAAUAGAGAUGUUGGAAAUGUUAUUAUCACAUUUGGAAACUAAGAACUGCAGAGAUCAAAUCUAUUUACUAAUGUAUGAACCUAAUGCUGCUGAUUUAUUAUAUGCUUUGCUACAAGAUAAAACAUUCUCAGUCGAGUUCAAGCAGAAACUUUUAAAGUUUCUAUAUGUUCUAUUACGAACUGACAGGGUGAGUUCAAGACAUAAGAUGUCUUUACGUUUACAAGAUGCAAAACUUCUCGGUUCAGUGAGCAUGUAUCCAGGAUUAAUAUCUUUAAUGCCAUCUGAGCAUUUGGUUAUGGAGGUAUCCGUGAUGCUACUAGAUCAAAUGCUUCUUAUAGAAAAUGAAUGCAGCUUUGCGGGUGCUUUAUCUUUAUUAUAUGCUUUAUCACUAGCAGAUAUUGAUAUUAAAUUAGAAAUGGCUAGAAAAUUAUUGGCAACCACAUUUAUGAAUGAGAAUGCACCAUUUUUGAUAGCUAAACAGGUUGGCUGGCAAGAUUCCAUAAUGAGACUUUUAAUAAAACGACCAAUCAGUUCUCCAAUAGCCCCUCCAAAUACAUUACUUGCUGAAGUAGCAUCAGAUUUGAUGGCUUUCGAUGAGAUAAAUAUGGAACUUACUGAAAUAGAAGAUGUUCAUGGACCUCCUAGUUUAACUGCUCAGGUCACUGAAGUUGCAACUGCCUUAGAGCAAGAAAUUAUUGAUAUUGCUGGAUCUGUAUCAGAGGUUGUAGUAGAUAAUUUAACUUCUGUAAAAGGUAACAUAUCAUCUGUAUAUAGUGCCAUCAAACAACAUACCAGCAAUCUUCAGGAUACUUUAGAGCGUAGUCUUGUAGGAAGUACUGAUACUCAUAGUGAUUCUCUAGAAUCAUCAGAGCUCACCCCAAGAUUUGAAGUGACUGGAGAUGAUACAAUCAUAUGGGGUAGCCAAAAUUCUUCAUCUAGCAGUAGUACCGAAGACUUGUCUUCACUUCCUGUGAAUCAGCAUUUGGAUGCCGAGAGCACAAAUUCAGCAAUUUCUAGUCAGAGCACUUUAAACAAAGAUAAAGUAGCUCGGAAUGAAGCCCUGGCAUUGCAACAAUUAAGAGAAGAAAAAGCUCUCGAUAAAGAAGAAAACUUAUGCUACUUAGUUACAAAUAUUUUAUUUACAGUAUUAUGGCGUGGUGUUGAAGGUUCAACAAAAGAUUCUUGGAAGGUAUUGUAUUUUUAUACAUGCACUACGGAGUGUUAG
Molecule: messenger RNA, 3306 nt
Organism: Ctenocephalides felis (cat flea)
Lineage: Eukaryota; Metazoa; Arthropoda; Insecta; Siphonaptera; Pulicidae
Product: neurobeachin-like protein 1
Exons: 16
Coding region: 1-3306 (1101 amino acids)
Source: RefSeq, a predicted model, not a curated record